Papaver somniferum (opium poppy) is the source of this 786-nucleotide messenger RNA. RefSeq names its product DUF724 domain-containing protein 5-like. Bases 1 to 786 code for a protein of 261 amino acids. The transcript has 3 exons. The record is from RefSeq and is a predicted model, not a curated record. NCBI's taxonomy places the organism in Eukaryota, Viridiplantae, Streptophyta, Magnoliopsida, Ranunculales, Papaveraceae.
AUGAGUAUGAAGAACAUAAGAAGGUCAAACAAUUUAGAGUUUUUUUUUACUUUGGAGAGGAUUGAUGAGUUGAAGAAAGACUUGAAGGUAAUGAAAGACACUGUAGAUGCUGAUAAGAAAGUGAUUGAUGUAUUGAAGAAAAAGUUGAAGGUAAUGGAAGAUACUGUAGAUGCUGGGAAGAAAGGGAUUGAGGAGUUGAAGUUCAAGGUGAUGAGUUCUAUUAAAGCAGCAUAUCUGAUCUCCAAGUAUUUCUCAGCAGCUUUAUCAGUACCUUGGGUGAAGAAGAAUGAGGAGAUUGCAAGAGAUAUGAUCUUCAAACUCAUUCCACAGGAGCCCCAUUUCAAACCCUUGGAAAAGUUCCCCACUAGUCUUAAAGGUUUCAGGGUAGUCUUGGAUUUGGAGUUUGUUAAUCUUUAUCAGAAGCUUUCUGUUGAAACAGUGAGGCAUGUUGAGUUCUUUGAUCAUGUAGAGGAAUACUCUUCUCAACUCACUUUUCUUGAAGAGCAUGGGUAUGAUGUGGGUAAGCUUCAUGACAGGCUUGAUGAGUUGAAGAAAGACUUGAAGGUAAUUGAAGAUACUGUAGAUGCUGAUAAGAAAGUGAUUGAUAUGUUGAAAAAAAAGUUGAAGGUGAUGGAAGAUACUGUAGAUACUGGGAAGAAAGAGAUUGAGGAGUUGAAGUUCAAGGUGAUGAAUUCUAUUAAAGCAACAUAUUUGAUCUCCAAGUAUUUCUCAGCAGCUUUAUCAGCACCUUGGGUGAAGAAGGAGGGGGAGAUUCAGGAGAACUAA